Acytostelium subglobosum LB1 is the source of this 645-nucleotide messenger RNA. RefSeq lists its product as hypothetical. The coding region runs from base 1 to 645 and encodes 214 amino acids. The record is from RefSeq and is a predicted model, not a curated record. Lineage: Eukaryota; Evosea; Eumycetozoa; Acytosteliales; Acytosteliaceae. The transcript has 2 exons.
AUGGGUCAUAGAGGAAAGCUUGGCGGAGCCUUGGUGCUAACUGUAUUGUUGCUCGGCUGUUUGGCCGUCUCAUACUCAUUCUCAUGGUACAGAGAGGACUUGAGAUCAAGUUUCAACAUCAUUCUUCAAGCCAACACCACAACAACCAUCGACUAUUUCUGGACAAAGACCAGAACUACCGUUGACACUGUCACUAGUCUAGGCGGAGCGACAUCAUCUCACACACAACAAAGUGAGAACGACUACACUGAUGAACAGAAGGAUGUUAAGCAGGUAUUCACUAUUUCUCUGUCUUUUUUGACUGCUUCAGCUGCCGCUGCUCUGGCAUUGGCUGUCUUCCAGAUCAUCGGAAUCAUCUCGAGAAGCAGAUUCUUUAGAAUCCUCUCUGGCAUUGCUGGACUUGCCUCGUUUGCCCUGUUGGCCGUCGCUUUCUUCCAGUUCUUUGGCAUCACCAAGGCUCUCGACAAGGACAACCAGUGUGGCGGCUACAUCGGUCUGGACAACUCACCUUGCGAGUCAUUCUUUGGUUCAACCGAGGGUGUCCUCGGCUUGAAAUUCAGAUGGUUCCCAUUCAUUGGCUGGUGGGUUGGUGUCGGUGGACUGGCAUUCUCCCUUCUCUCAGCCGUUGCCUCAUUCUUGGCUUAA